AUGGGUGGCUCGGCUGCAAACCGUAUGGGCCCAAGGCUAACCGAUGUGGUGAUGCCAUGGCAAGUUGUUCUUGAUCUGAGAUAUCAGCUCGUAUUUAUUGAGCUUCCACGCAAGCCGGCGUUGCGUAAUGUCACCACUGCCAUUGGCGACAGCGUUACCACGCAUAACAUGAGCUGGGAGCCAGCUAGAGCAGAGACGGGGGCUUUGCAGUAUUCGACUGACCAACACCUGUCUCCGGAUCAGAAGGGUGGUGGCGUGCUGACGGCUGAUAGUGAGGCAACACCGAGAAAGCAGGAUCCAAGGUUUGUUGAGGCUCUGGCCGAGCUCUCUAUAGGGUCACGGGGCAUGGCAGUGUAUUUGAACCACCUCCAAAAGGCCCCAUAG
Pyricularia oryzae 70-15 is the source of this 384-nucleotide messenger RNA. RefSeq lists its product as uncharacterized. The record is from RefSeq and is a predicted model, not a curated record. The transcript has a single exon. NCBI's taxonomy places the organism in Eukaryota, Fungi, Ascomycota, Sordariomycetes, Magnaporthales, Pyriculariaceae. Bases 1 to 384 code for a protein of 127 amino acids.